Zalophus californianus (California sea lion) is the source of this 4352-nucleotide messenger RNA. It is a transcript of the gene SEC23A, whose product is annotated as Sec23 homolog A, COPII coat complex component. Gene Ontology annotation, molecular function: GTPase activator activity; zinc ion binding. The record is from RefSeq and is a predicted model, not a curated record. The transcript has 20 exons. Lineage: Eukaryota; Metazoa; Chordata; Mammalia; Carnivora; Otariidae. The coding region runs from base 720 to 3017 and encodes 765 amino acids. Gene Ontology annotation, cellular component: endoplasmic reticulum exit site; COPII vesicle coat. Gene Ontology annotation, biological process: endoplasmic reticulum to Golgi vesicle-mediated transport; intracellular protein transport; COPII-coated vesicle budding.
AGCAGGGAGCCCGAUGUGGGACUCGAUCCCAGGACCCUGAGAUCAUGACCUGAGCUGAAGGCAGACGCUUAACCAUCUGAGCCACCCAGGCACCCAGCAAUGGAUUUCAAUACCAGAAUGUAACUCUCAUUUGAAGAUAAAGUGAGAACAAGUACUUGGGUUAGAGCUAAAGAAAUUUGUGCUUAUGAACAAUAACUAAACAAUUGAGAGGCUCAUAAACACACUGCUUGGCAAACUGGAAGGUUAUUUGGUUUAAAAUGUUACUGAUUUUGUAAUAACUUUGGUGACAGAUGGUAACUACACUUACGGAGGUGAGCAUUUAAAAUUUUUUAUUUUAUUUAUUUUUUUACUGAUUUUGGAAGAAACAAAUUUAAAGAGAAAUAUGGAGACUCUUGUCCCCAAACAUUUUGGUAAUAAUCAAGAAAAAAUUAGAAAAUGUAAGUGAUGACUUCAUUUCUGGAUUUUCUUACAAUUUUCUUUUUUUGGGGGGGAACAAAUUUGUUAGCAAUUCCCACCCAUUUUUUGGAUAAAAGAACAGGUAAUUACCUAGGAGACCAACCACCAAAGGAACAAUGCUUGACACUGGAUUUCAUGUAUAAGUACGUGGCAGAAAUACACAUAGAUGAAGAAAGAAAGGAGAAGAACAGCAGAAUGGAACACAGGUUGUCCCUGACGAUAAUUAUUUUCCAAAAGAAGAGAAAUAACCAUCAGGCUCUACGAUGACAACGUAUUUGGAAUUCAUCCAACAAAAUGAAGAACGAGAUGGAGUCCGAUUUAGUUGGAAUGUUUGGCCAUCAAGUCGACUGGAAGCUACAAGGAUGGUCGUUCCAGUAGCAGCCCUAUUUACACCCCUGAAGGAGAGACCUGAUUUACCACCUAUUCAGUAUGAACCUGUUCUGUGUAGUAGGACCACUUGCCGUGCAGUUCUGAAUCCUUUAUGUCAGGUGGAUUAUCGAGCAAAACUCUGGGCUUGCAACUUUUGUUAUCAAAGGAAUCAGUUUCCACCUACUUAUGCUGGUAUAUCUGAACUGAAUCAACCUGCUGAGCUUUUACCUCAGUUUUCUAGUAUUGAAUAUGUAGUUUUGCGUGGUCCUCAGAUGCCUUUGAUAUUCCUCUAUGUGGUUGAUACUUGCAUGGAAGAUGAAGAUUUACAAGCUCUGAAAGAAUCUAUGCAGAUGUCAUUAAGUCUUUUACCACCUACAGCUUUGGUUGGACUUAUUACUUUUGGGAGAAUGGUACAGGUUCAUGAACUUGGAUGUGAGGGCAUUUCAAAAAGCUAUGUGUUCAGAGGAACAAAAGAUCUGUCUGCCAAACAACUGCAGGAAAUGCUCGGACUCUCUAAAGUACCCGUUACUCAAGCAACACGUGGUCCUCAGGUACAGCAGCCACCUCCUUCCAACAGAUUCUUACAGCCAGUACAGAAAAUAGACAUGAAUCUCACAGAUCUUCUGGGAGAACUGCAACGAGACCCUUGGCCUGUACCACAGGGAAAGAGACCUUUGCGUUCCUCUGGAGUGGCACUUUCCAUAGCUGUGGGACUACUUGAGUGUACUUUUCCCAACACUGGUGCUCGUAUCAUGAUGUUCAUUGGCGGUCCAGCCACUCAGGGGCCUGGAAUGGUGGUUGGAGAUGAAUUGAAGACACCUAUAAGAUCAUGGCAUGACAUUGAAAAAGACAACGCCAAAUAUGUUAAAAAGGGAACUAAGCAUUUUGAAGCAUUGGCUAAUCGAGCUGCUACGACUGGUCAUGUUAUUGAUAUCUAUGCAUGUGCAUUAGAUCAGACAGGUCUCCUGGAGAUGAAAUGUUGUCCCAACCUUACUGGAGGAUACAUGGUAAUGGGUGACUCUUUCAACACUUCCUUAUUCAAGCAGACUUUCCAAAGAGUCUUUACCAAAGAUAUGCAUGGACAGUUUAAAAUGGGCUUUGGUGGUACAUUAGAAAUAAAGACCUCAAGGGAAAUAAAGAUUUCAGGAGCUAUUGGACCCUGUGUGUCUCUCAAUUCUAAAGGACCUUGUGUAUCUGAAAAUGAAAUAGGAACAGGUGGCACUUGUCAGUGGAAGAUAUGUGGACUCAGCCCCACUACAACCUUAGCUAUAUAUUUUGAGGUUGUCAAUCAGCAUAAUGCUCCAAUUCCUCAAGGAGGGCGUGGUGCAAUCCAGUUUGUGACUCAGUAUCAGCAUUCAAGUGGGCAGAGACGCAUCCGAGUGACCACCAUCGCUAGGAACUGGGCAGAUGCUCAAACUCAAAUCCAAAACAUUGCUGCGUCUUUUGACCAGGAGGCAGCUGCCAUUCUUAUGGCCCGGCUGGCAAUCUAUAGAGCAGAAACAGAGGAAGGACCAGAUGUACUUAGAUGGCUAGACAGACAGCUCAUUCGACUGUGUCAGAAAUUUGGAGAGUAUCACAAAGAUGAUCCAAGUUCCUUCAGAUUUUCAGAAACUUUCUCCCUUUAUCCACAGUUUAUGUUUCAUUUAAGAAGAUCUCCUUUCUUACAAGUUUUUAACAAUAGUCCUGAUGAGAGUUCAUAUUAUCGUCACCAUUUUAUGCGUCAAGAUUUGACCCAGUCCCUAAUUAUGAUACAGCCUAUUCUGUAUGCAUAUUCUUUUAGUGGACCCCCAGAGCCGGUUCUUCUUGAUAGCAGCAGCAUUCUUGUGGAUCGCAUUCUUCUCAUGGACACGUUCUUCCAGAUUUUGAUUUAUCAUGGUGAGACCAUUGCACAGUGGCGCAAGUCAGGAUACCAGGACAUGCCAGAAUAUGAAAAUUUCCGCCAUCUUCUACAAGCCCCUGUGGAUGAUGCACAGGAGAUUCUUCACUCCAGAUUUCCAAUGCCAAGAUACAUUGACACUGAACAUGGAGGUAGCCAGGCCCGUUUCCUGCUUUCGAAAGUCAACCCUUCCCAGACUCAUAAUAAUAUGUAUGCCUGGGGACAGGAAUCUGGAGCACCUAUUCUCACAGAUGAUGUUAGUUUACAAGUGUUUAUGGAUCACUUGAAGAAACUUGCUGUGUCAAGUGCUGCUUGAAGUGCUAAACAUUUUAAGGACACUUAAGAAGAUGAAAUAUUUCAAUUUCAUUUUUUUCCUUUUUCAGUUUAUCUGUGGAAACUAACAGAGGUAUCUCUCUAGACUAUUAGUAUUAGUAUGGUUUGAGACAACAUGUGGAAAAAUGUUCACAUUUGUAGAUUAAGCUGGAAUAUAAGAGCAAUAAGAACAAAUUUAUUUUGUUUGCCACAGUAUUAUGACUGGUUUUAGAAAUCUGAGGUCUUUAUAACUUAAUUAUGUUAAAGAGUAAAAAGAGAGUUGGCCUUGUACUACAGAGAUGUAACUUGUUUGUAUAUUGCAGAAAAAUCCAAAGUGGCACUGAAUGUCCUUGCUGACUUUUUGAAAACUUGUUUCUUGAUUUUAACCAGAAAGUGAACAAAAUCAUCAACAGUAAUGAUAAAUGUGAACAUUUUUGCCUGUUCAUUGAAAUAUAUCCGUGAUUUUCAAGCACUUAUGCGUAUACUUUUUCUGUACUUAUUCUGUUAAGGCAGAUUUAUUUUUAUGAUGAUUUGCUUAGGAAUUAUUUGACUUUAUAUGAGGUAAUUUUCACAAAGAUAAUUUAAUGUUUUUGGUCAUUUGGAAAAAUAGUUUAGAGAUGAAAAAUUUCUGGGGUAGCAGUUCCAUAACAGACAAAAAAUGUGAAAUUCCCAUAAAGUACCCAACUUACAUCAUUAGACGAUAAUUUUUUUUAAAAAGGGUGAUAUCACGAAAAGAAACCAUUUUGUCAUAAUGUAUUUUAGGAAGUCUGCAGUAAAAUAACUGUUGUCACUACUAAACCAAAAUUGAUUUUUACUGCAUGGUUAUGUUGUUUUCCCUUGUUUUCUGAGGUAAAUUUUACGUAUAUCCUUCAGUAUUUUAACACUAUUUUGGGAGUUUACAUAUUUUUAUUUUUGCUUCCAUUUUGUGAAAUGUAUUAAGUUCUUAUUGAAACAGUAUUAUAUUUUGUUGAAUGAUAUCAUGUGGUGAUGCUCAGUUUUAUUUUGAUUUAUUCAUUAGUAUCAUUCACUUUUACCUUUUAAAGUUUACUUGUAGCAAAUGUUUACAUUGCUAAAGCCAGAUGUUUGACAAUGAAAUUUAUACCAAGUACUGCAAAUAAAAGGUGGUGCUAUGAUAAAUGCUUAGAAGGACAGUUUGAUGAUUGUACUUGCAUGAACAAAUCAUAUGAUAAAACAGAAAUUUAAAAAAAUUGUUUAUAUGUUAUAUUCAGUUAAAUAAAUUGCUCUGUUCCAUUUUAUUUGAAAUGAACUGUGCUAGGCCUAAAUACCAAUAAAAUAUACUUUUUCUGUGUUUUCCUGCUUAUUUUGAAGUCUAGUAAAG